Abrus precatorius (Indian licorice) is the source of this 2600-nucleotide messenger RNA. RefSeq names its product serine/threonine-protein kinase-like protein CCR1. Bases 176 to 2485 code for a protein of 769 amino acids. Gene Ontology annotation, biological process: protein phosphorylation. Gene Ontology annotation, molecular function: protein kinase activity; ATP binding; protein binding. The record is from RefSeq and is a predicted model, not a curated record. The transcript has a single exon. NCBI's taxonomy places the organism in Eukaryota, Viridiplantae, Streptophyta, Magnoliopsida, Fabales, Fabaceae.
UAACGGUCGGGAUGUGAACUGUAAAAAUGGCGACACCCACGUUGUAUCAUCGUCACUUCACUCACUCACUCACACGCUUCUUACUUCCAAACACCAUCAUCGUCGUCAUCAUCACAAGCUGAGUCCAUGACACCACACGCACCCUUCUCUCCCAAAUCCAAAUCCCAACGCCACCAUGCAAACUCUCCGUAACCUCUCUCACUAUUCUUCUCUCUUUCUUCUUCUUCUUCUUCUAUCUCUAUUCCUCUUCCUUCCCAACACCGCACACUCCUUCGGUGCAAUGGGACCCAUCUCCGCUUCCUUCGGGAAAGACGAGGUUUUUUGCGCCAUCGAUGCCAGUGGCAAGCAAGACGUUAUUUGCUGGGGGGACAACGCCACGUCAUCGCCUCUUCCCUCGUUCACCAACGUUCUCCCUGCCAUGUCAGCGCUUUCCGGCGGAGAAGGUUUUCUCUGUGGCAUUUUAGCGAACACUUCUCAAGCUUAUUGCUGGGACGCAACCACCAGGCCAAGCUCAGAUCUUGUUCUCGUGCCUCCAGCGUACCGGAACACCGCUUAUUCCCAUAUCGCCGCUGGCAAGAGCCACGUCUGCGCCGUCAGAGGAUCCUACUACGCCGAUCGCGAUUCCGGCAACGUGGAUUGCUGGGAAAUCUCGACCACCGCGAAUAGGACCUUAGUGGCGAAACUCAGUGAUUCGUUCUACGAUCAAUCCACGGCGAAUCUGGAGGUGAAGACGGUUGUUUCCGGCGAGGGGUUCACCUGCGGCGAGGUGAGGAAUGGUGGGCUCGUGUGUUGGGGACCCGAUUCAGGGAGCUUGGGAAUUUCCAACGUGAGGGAGAGUUUCACGGUGUUGGCGUCGGGUCGGAGCUCCGUUUGUGGGGUGUUUAACGUUUCGGGUGAAUUGAAAUGUUGGGGCGACCCGGGUUCGUUUUCGGAUCCUCCAGUGGGUGAGAUUCGGUUGGUGUCUUUAUCUGCUGGGGCGAGGCAUUUUUGUGGAGUGAGAAUGGAUAAUCAUGUUGUGGAGUGUUGGGGUGCUUUGAAUUCCUCUGUGGUUCCUAAAGGUUAUGGCUUUAUGGCUAUUGCUUCUUCGGAUUACACUACUUGUGGCAUAAGAGAAGAUGAUCUUCUUUUGGAUUGUUGGUUGGUGAAUGCUUCUAAGCCUGAUUUUGAUCCUCCUAUGGAGCUUUCAAGUCCUGGGUUAUGCAUGGCUGGUUCUUGUGGGAUUGGGGAAUUUGCUUUCAAUGUGAGUGUUCUCAAUGAGCCUGAUUUGACGAGUCUUUGUGUUAAGGAGGGUUUGAGGAUUUGUUCACCUUGUGGGUUGAACUGUUCUCAAGGUUUCUUUUUGUCUAGUCCUUGUACUGUGAACAUGGAUAGAGUUUGCACUGCUUGUUCUCUUUGCCAGAACAGUUCUUGUUUUGGUGUUUGUGGGCUUCACUCUUCAACGGGAUUGCAUUGGCAUCGAUUGCGUAGAUGGGUGGUGAUAGUUGGGUUUUCAGUGUUGGGUUUUUUGAUGAUUUUGACUUGUGGGUGUGUUUUUAUCCGUUUGGUUGCUGCUAGAAGAGCAAGGGGAAAGAAGCAGUCCAAGUCUUGCAUAGGUAAAGCGGAGCAAGAGGAUGAUGUGAACGUUGCUCUUCACUCUUCUCCUUCCGUGGCUUCUUGUCCUGGUGUGCCUCAGGUUUUUAGGCUUUCAGAGUUGAAAGAUGCUACUAAUGGGUUUAAGGAGUUUAAUGAGCUUGGAAGGGGGAGUUAUGGGUUUGUUUACAAAGCUGCAUUGGCUGAUGGGAGAGUGGUUGCUAUGAAGAGAGCAAAUGCUGCAACCAUAAUUCACACAAAUAACCGUGAUUUUGAAAUGGAGCUGGAAAUUCUAUGCAAAAUUCGCCAUUGUAAUAUUGUUAACUUGUUGGGUUAUUGCGCGGAGAUGGGAGAGAGGUUACUUGUUUAUGAGUAUAUGCCUCAUGGGACCCUUUAUGAUCACCUCCAUGGUGGCCUUUCACCUCUUAAUUGGAGCCUAAGGCUGAAGAUAGCUAUGCAGGCUGCAAAGGGGCUUGAGUAUCUUCACAAGGAACUAGUGCCACAUAAGGAUCUUAAAAGCUCAAACAUUCUUUUGGAUUCGGAUUGGGGGGCCAGAAUUUCUGACUUUGGACUCCUUACUUCAAGUGACAAAGAGCUUAAUGGGGACCUUGAAAAUGAUGUUUACAAUUUUGGGAUUGUGUUGUUGGAGAUUCUAAGUGGAAGGAAGGCUUAUGAUAGAGAUUUUACUCCACCAAACGUGGUUGAAUGGGCAGUGCCUUUGAUCAAACAAGGGAAAGGAGCUGCCAUAAUUGAUAGGUAUGUGGCUCUUCCAAGAAAUGUUGAACCUUUGCUUAAGCUUGCUGAUAUAGCAGAGCUUGCUGUGAGAGAGAAUCCAACUCAACGUCCACCAAUGUCAGAUAUAGCAUCUUGGUUGGAGCAAAUUGUGAAGGAUGGAUUGAUCUUAAAUGCUCAUUGAUUCUCCUUUGAUAAACUUGUUUUGAUCCUUCAAUAGUAUCCUUUGGCAUGAAAUUCUGAGUAAACACUCUUUUGAGAUUGUAUAUUGUUGAGUUUGUUGUAGAUUGCUUAUCCUU